AUGCUUAUGAAAGAAGGUAUUUCGAUAAGUAGAGUUCCAUGUAAGUUACCUAAUGUUUGUGUAGUUGAUGUUAAAGGUGAAGAUGCUUUUAGAUUAAUUGGCGUAUAUGCGCCGGAUAGUAAAACAUGGUUAUGGGAUGAUCUCUCCCAUUUCUUAUCAAAGAAAUGUAUUAUUUAUGGUGAUUUUAAUGUUGAUAUCAUGCAGGAUGGAAAAAAAGCUGAAAUAUUGCUCCAAUGGGCUGACGAUCAAUUUCUAGCUCAAGCUCUACCGAACUCUUCAACUUCAUUACGAUCUGAUAGAGUAAUCGAUUAUGCAUUUGUUCGAGGUUUUAAUAUUGAUAUUCAAGUAUAUAAUGGUAAUACAACUAGUGAUCAUCGUCCAAUACUUUCAGUUAUUCCGUUGAAAGUUUUACAACAAAAGCUUGGAAAAAAUACUCAUUGGAAGGUUUUUAAACUUUUUUCCGAAUACACAUUCUCCUUUUGGGAAGAGAAUUGGAAUCUCUCUUCUAUUGACAUAACAUAUAAUGAUUACAUCCGUUUUUUACAUCUUUUGUCUGCUCGUUGUUCAACCUUUUUUUAUUUAGACAGAUAUCGUUCAGCAUUACCUGUUGAACUAAGAUCGUUCUUAUCCUAUAUUAGAGCUUUGUCUUUUAGACAAAUAAGAACGCAAUGUGACAUACUAAAAAAGGAGGUAUGUUUCCUAAAAAAGAUUGCUAAAAAAGAACUUAAUCUUUUUUUUUCUUCUCAACUUGAUAAUCUUCUUCGUCAUCGUAAUUCUUCCUCCUCGUCAUCUAACUCAUUUUGGUAUAGAAGUAAACGUUUCCUCAAACCAUCGUCUUCCUCUCUACAUGCGUUUCUUGAUUCAUCAGGUCAAAUAGUCAAAGAAAGUGAUCUUAUGUGCAAUAUAGCAGCUGAUUAUUAUGAAGAAUUUUUUAAAGCAUCAAAUAUUGUUAGACCUCAUCCAUAUACUGAUUCACCUGCAAUUGAAUAUGAUAAUAUUAACGAAGUCAUUCCUGAAGUAAAACUUGAUGAACUUAUAAAUACAGUUCUAGCUAAAAAGAAAAAAAAAUCUCUAGAUGCUCAUGGUAUUUCGAAUUAUAUGUUUAAUUUUCUUGAUCUUAAUUACUGGUCUUUAUUGUUAAAACUUUACAAUCAUUCUUUUCAAAAGUCAGUUUUACCUUCUGCUUGGAAAGAUACUCGAAUGAUCUUAUUAGCAAAAAAGGAUUCCAUUUGUCUACCAUCUUUAACUCGUCCUAUUUCACUUCUUGAUUCAUUUCAGAAAAUAGGUGAGAAACUAUUUCUUACUCGAUUUCGUGAUCUUUUAUUUAGAAGAGGUCUUUUACCGGACAGCCAAUCAGGUUUUAGAGAACGUUUUCGUUUACAAACACGUUUACUUCUAUUUCUUGAAGAUAUAUAUAGUCUUAUGUCAAAUAGUGCUCCAGUUUGUACGAUGUUUGUAGAUUUUCGCGCUGCAUUUGAUCAAUUGUGGUUUCUAGGUUGCAUUGGAAAACUACGUAACUUAGGUAUUCCUUCCUCUUUUCUAAAUUGGAUCGAAGUAUGGUUAAAUAACAGACGUUGCUUCAUAGAAAUCAAUGGCAGCAAAUCUCGCUGGUUCUCUAUCGAAAAAGGUGGUCCACAAGGAAGUGUUCUUACUCCAACAUUAUUCAUCACAUAUAAUUGUGAUAUGUGUAGUUCUCUAUCUGGUUGUAUAAAUCACUUCUUUGCUGAUGAUUUAGCUGGAAUUAUGGCCGGUCAAUUAGGAAUAAAUUAUUCUUCUCAAUGUCUUGAUUUGGAAAAAAGAAUCAAAGUUUUUCUUGAUAAUCUUGAUUACUAUUCUUGUUUAACUGAUCAGCCCAUAAAUUUCAAUAAAACUAAAGCUAUGUUUAGUGCGCGUGCAAUUGGUCAUCCUAAAUUUGUUAUUAAUUUUCGUCAAGAUACAAUGGAUAUAAUUGAAUGGACCUCAGAAUAUAAGUACCUUGGUUAUAUAAUUUCACCAAAACUAGGUUGGGGUAAAUUCUUAAAAUAUAUGAUGACUAAAAUUAGACAAAGAAUUUCGUUAAUUAAAUCCUUUAAAAUCUUUGGUUGUUCUUCUCCAUAUCUUCGUAAAACUCUCUUUAUGUCUCAUGUACUACCUAUUUUUACAUGGAUUUAUCCGAUUUACCCUCUUCUUUCUGAAAAUCAACAAAAUGAUUUGUCACAUUUUUAUUAUUCUUCACUUAGGCGUGUAUUGUAUUGUCUACAUUGGAAUGAAAAUUUCUUUGCAUUUGCUCUGGAUGAGAAGUCCCUUGAAGACAGAUGUCAUUCUUAUUGGGAGAAAUACCUUGCAGCUCUAGCUGACUCGAUUGAUGGUGAAUUAUUGUUUGAAAAAGCUAAUUUGAAUGUAUUCAGACAGAUCUGGAUUGAUAAACAAUUUUCAAUUAAAUGUCUACGAACAUCUAAAAGAUUCAUUCCUCACCAAUCAAUUAUAGAAAAAAUUGUUGGGUGGAUGGCUUCUAUUCCUUCUCGUUCAUCCGUACCUGUUUAUGAGAUUGAUGAAAUCCAACUCCUCAAGGAUUUUCCAGAAUCUUUUGAUUCUAUAUGA
This is a messenger RNA of Rotaria socialis, 2580 nucleotides long. NCBI's taxonomy places the organism in Eukaryota, Metazoa, Rotifera, Eurotatoria, Philodinida, Philodinidae. The record is from the annotation of a GenBank genome assembly.